CUCACUUGGAGGCCUGAAGAAGUCAAGUUGCUUACAUUCAGUAUGGAGUCUCUUGUUUGAGUCAUGAAGACUCAUCUUGAGUCUUCCUGCACGUAACCAGAAUCAGGCAGCAGGAUUAUCACUCGGCAUUUAUUAUCAUUGUGGACCUACAACAUAUGAAGGGACGGAAAGCGGUUUCUUGCUAUUACAUUUGCUAUGAUGGACCAUUCGCUCGACGCCUCCUUCUUCGAGGCUGUCUUGUGCCCAGCCGUCAUCUUAGCCCUGACCAUCCCACAUAUUCGCCACGUCUUCAAGCAGCUUUCAAUUACUGAUAGGCAAAGGUAUAGCCUGAUAAGUGGCUAUGAAGACGAAGAUGGAAUAGCAACGGAUCAGUCGGAGAAAGGAACCUCGGAUACUAUCCAGAAGGUUAUUCUAUCCAUCACGGCAGUUGUUGCUGUGUUGACUGCACUGUUGUCGUCCCUAAAUGUGACCGGCCAUAAUGGCUCACCACGAGAGAUUGAACAAUGGCUACAGUUCUCCGCUUGGGCCCUGCUGCUGGUUCAAGAAUGUAUUGUCAUCUCCCGCACCUUACCCCAGGAGAAGUACGACCUAGGGAUCUGGAGUGCCGUUUCUGCUCUUCUGCUCAGCAUCGCAGGAGUAUUUCUGGAUGGUUUAUGGACCAACCCGAAUGCAUCAGGGCCGAGGAUUUCCGUAGCUGCUGUCAAAUUUACUGCGGGAAUAAUCCUAUCUUUCACCAACGUUACUUUUUCUCGUCGACCAGAAGUAUAUUUAGGGUGCAAGCCAGUCGAUCGUCAACGCACCGUUUCCUUCCUCAGCAGAUACACAUUCUCGUGGCCAGUGCCGAUUCUGUCGAAAGCCGCGCGGAACAAACAGCUGGAACCCGAAGACUUCCCUGCAAUCGGCUAUGGGGUGCGUACACAAACCUUGUAUGGUCGUUGGCUAUCUUGCACCCACCCCAAGAUAUGGAGAAAAUUAUUAAAUAUUCACCGGACAGCCUGGAUUGCUCAAGUCGCCGUCCAACUGCUUACUGCUGUGGCACAUUUCCUCCCUCAAGCCUUGUUGUUCCUUACCCUUCGUUUGCUCGAAGAGCGUGAUGCUCAAGCAGAUAAUCAGAAACAACUGUGGAUUACAACGGUCGGUCUCGGUGGAUCCCUUUUUAUAUCAUCUUGGCUGGAGUCAUUGCUGCAAUGGGUGGUAUCUAUGGAGCUGGAACUGCCAAUCCGAGAGCAGCUAUCUGCAGCUAUUUUCAGCAAGGCACUUAGGAUAAAGGAAGUUGUGAAUGUGAAUUCACAUGAUUGCUCUGAGAGCAAAGCAUCAUCCAGCGAGUGCAGUGCUGAUGAAGACGACGACGACGACGACGACGGCGAGGUUGGCCCACCAAAAACGAAACAAUCCAUGACUAACCUUCUAGGGGUCGAUGCUGUGACAAUUGCAACUUUUGUAAAAUUCAGCCAUACCCUCCUAGACGCCAUUAUCCAAUUCAUUCUUGCUAUCGCCUUCCUUACAAACCUUCUGGGCUGGAUGCCGGUACUGUGGGCUUGCACGGUCCCAGCGAUAUUGAGCCCGGUGAAUUAUGUUCUGGCCCAACAAUACAGCAAAGCAGAGGAUGCGCUCAUGACAGCAAGCGAUCGAAGGAUGGCUGUCUUAUCCGAGAUGCUACAGGGCAUUCGCCAGAUUAAAUUUGAUGCCCAAGAAGAUCAAUGGAACAGAAAGGUGCAGACUCUACGUUCCAACGAGAUCAAGAGACAAGGACGGGUUUUCCAGUUCGACCUCGCACUGAUUGCCGUGUGGUCUUGUGGUCCCAUUUGCAUGAGCUUGAUUGCACUAGCAACGUAUUUCAUGGUCAACAAGAAUCUCUCUCCCUCCAUUGCCUUCACGGCCCUCUCUAUCUUUCAAAGCUUGUCAGCUACACUUUCCAAUUUCCCAGAAACAAUCAGUGACUUAAUGAAUGCCAAGGUGGCCGCGCGACGCAUUGAGCAAUACCUUGACUUACCGGAACACAAUAACUGCCACAGAGACGGUGAAGCAAUUGCCUUUUCGCAGACAACGAUCUCCUGGCCUUCUAACACUAUGGACGAGGAAAAUAGUGAUUUCAAGAUGCGCAAUAUCAGUUUGCAAUUCCCUCGUGGAGAGCUCACCGUGAUUUCUGGUCCAGCAGGUGCUGGGAAGAGCUUACUGCUGUUGGCGACGAUCGGCGAGGCAGAUCUGCUUGAAGGUCAGAUCUUCUUUCCACAGAGACAAUCACCACUUGCCUAUAAUGGGCCGAGCAACGAAUGGUCAAUCGAUACAUCAAUUGCGUUCGUUCCGCAGAAUCCUUGGAUCGAGAAUGGAACUGUUCGGGAAAACAUUCUGUUCGGCCUCCCACUGAAUUCGGAACGGUAUCGCAAUGUUCUGCACGCAUGUUGUCUUGAAGAUGACUUGAAUUCUAUGAAAGAUGGGGACCAAACUGAUCUUGGUGCUAACGGCGUCAAUCUAAGCGGCGGCCAAAAAUGGCGUGUUGCUCUAGCCAGAGCUCUUUACAGUCCUGCCGGAGUCCUUGUCCUUGAUGAUAUUUUCAGCGCGGUGGAUGCUCGCGUCGGCCACCAUCUCUUCGAGAAAGCUUUAACAGGGACCUUAGCAAAAGGAAGAACGCGGAUCGUGGCUACGCAUCAUAUUACUCUGUGUUGGAGUGAGAUGAAGUAUUACGUAGUACUCGAGAAUGGGCGUGUUUCUUUUGCUGGCAAGCCUGAGAAUUACUGCCCUGACUUAAGCUCUAGUAACGCUGACUCUAACCAACGUAUCGAUAAUGCUGACUCUGCUGCGCAGCAGGGUCAUAUACCAGUCCCUGUAUCUAAUAGCCUGACCGCACCGCAGCAGAAUCCAUCCGAAGGGGAUAUCAAGGGCAAGGCUUUCUACGAGGCUGAGACACGAGCGACAGGCGCUGUGAAGCUGUCAAUUUAUAGCAUAUAUAUGCAGGCUUGCGGCGGCUACCUGUAUUGGAUUCCAAUUGCGCUAAGUUUUGGCUUUACCCUUGUCGCGGAAUUGGCAAUACCAUAUUGGGUGUCUGUUUGGACAAGAGAUCUUGCGAACACACAGCCUGAUAUCGAAGUGAGUAUUCAGUCGGUCUCGGACGGCCUUUCUGCGCGUUCAGAUCGACAGUCUGCUGGUAACCGUCUCUGGCUUUACCUAGGCGUGUACAUCGGUCUUUUCCUUAUGUCAAUCUUGACUGAGAUUCUUCGCUACCAGCUCGUCUUUAUGGCAUCGAUUCGAGGGUCACUUGCUAUUUUCGAAAAGUUUUUGCUCAGAGUCUUACACGCCCCUCUAAGCUUUUUAGACACAACGCCCGUGGGUCAGAUCCUCAACCGCUUCAGUGCCGACUUCAGCACGCUAGAUUCUGAUCUGGCACUGGACCUGCCCAAUAUGCUGCAUGGUGUUUUAAUGCUUCUUAGUGUUAUCAUCGCAGCACUGUUUAUAUCGCCGCUUAUGGUGGGCUUUGGAUUCAUCUCGCUCUUUCUGUCUUGGUAUAUCGCCUCGCUGUAUGUCACAGCGGCUAGAGAUGCUAAAAGGAUAGAGAGCAAUGCCAGGUCUCCUAUUUUCGAGCAGUUUGGAUCGAUCAUUGACGGUCUAGUGACGAUCAGAGCUUUUGAUAAAGUUGGUCAAUAUAUGCAUCGCAUGUAUAAUACGAUGGACGCGCAUUGCCAGGCUCUUUGGCAUCUGCGUCUCUUCAACUGUUGGAUGAUGUUCCGGCUGAACAUGAUCGGGGCUUUGUAUGUAACUAUGACAGCAGCGCUGAUCGCAACCAUUAGGGGCGUCGAUGCGUCUGUGGCAGGGUUUGCUCUCAGUUUCGCUUUACAGAUGUCUGAGGUCGUCGCUUGGGUACUGUCGGAAUACGCCGAGAUCGAGCUGGACUUCAAUGCCGUCGAACGUAUUGUUGAAUACACCCAGAUCGAGAGUGAGCACCAAGAUGGCAUGGAUGCUCCAGCUGGAUGGCCUACAAAAGGCGAGAUUGAGGCAAAUGACCUUGUCGUUGGAUACGCACCGGAAUUGUCACCGGUUCUACGGGGGUUGAGCUUCUUAAUAAAAUCUAACGAGCACAUCGGCAUCGUCGGACGUACUGGUUCUGGCAAAUCGUCAUUGACACUCGCACUUCUGCGCUUCCUCGAGGCACGGUCCGGAUCUUUACACAUUGAUGGAAUGGAUAUCUCUAAACUGAGACUCCGUGCCCUCCGCUCGAAGAUAGCAAUUAUCCCACAGGACCCCGUUAUCUUCUCGGGAACUCUCCGAUCGGUCCUCGAUCCGUUUGACCAGUACACAGACUCUGAGCUCCUCGCCGUUUUAGCGAAAGUCCAUCUCAGAUCCUCUACGGACGAUGGACAAAACUCAGAGCUAGAAGGAACAGAUGAAGAUUGUAAUAACGCCGCCUUAUCUCUUUCCUCGCCAAUCUCCGAGCGAGGCAAGAACUUGUCCCAGGGCCAACGUCAAUUAGUGUGUCUAGCUCAGGCCUUGCUAUCCCGCCCGAAGAUCCUCAUAAUGGACGAGGCGACUUCUUCCAUUGAUAUGAGCACGGAUGCGCUGAUCCAGCAGACUAUUCGUCAAGAAUUCUGUGACUCUACUCUCAUGGUCAUUGCCCACCGACUGUCUACUGUCGUGGACUUUGACCGGAUCAUGGUCUUAGGGGAGGGGAGGAUAGCCGAGUUUGAUACACCGGCUGCUUUACUGAGAAAUGAAGGGGGCCCGUUCUGGACCUUAGUCGACAAGAGCGGGGAGAGAGAUUCUUUGCGUCGCAGUAUGUUACAAGGUGAGAGACAAGCAUAGCCGGAUGUUUGAGAGCUGAUAUUGCAUCCGUCGAAUAUCUUGUCCUCAUGUUUGAAGAUUUAUAUUUUUUUUUCCCCGUGUACUACUUCGUAGAUUGUAAUGCUUCCACUGUGAUAGAGUAUCCCAUGGAGCCCAAUAAAAAGCAUUUGUUUUUAAUGUUAUUUAUUUAUUUAUUA
Messenger RNA from Aspergillus caelatus, 4970 nucleotides. Its product is annotated as putative ABC transporter. The transcript has 3 exons. Gene Ontology annotation, molecular function: ATP binding; ATP hydrolysis activity; ABC-type transporter activity. Gene Ontology annotation, biological process: transmembrane transport. Lineage: Eukaryota; Fungi; Ascomycota; Eurotiomycetes; Eurotiales; Aspergillaceae. Gene Ontology annotation, cellular component: membrane. The coding region runs from base 196 to 4794 and encodes 1532 amino acids. The record is from RefSeq and is a predicted model, not a curated record.